CUCUUCAUACGAGUUACAGGCUGCUGGGCUCCGGGGCUACACUGUCCGGAGUUACCUUACAUUUACCACUCCCUCCUCUUUGAUAUUCACACCUUUUGAUAUUAACUACUCCGUACAGUAAAUCGUCCCGGUCACUCGCCCUUCUUCAAUAACUCCGGCAUUCUCGGCCAGGAACCCACGGUUGUCAUUUUAAUAACUGGUUAGUGUCUAUGCGGGCUACGUUUUUCCACAUGCUUCCGGAUAUUUCACCGUGUCUCCAUGACGCCAGGCUUAUGUGAAGACUCGACGUGAGCCUUCAACCGAGAAAGGAUUAUAAAAUUUUACGCGCUGAGGCACCUUCACGGCUAUUAUCCCAACCUCAGAACCCAACCUCAGAACCCAAGCGAAAUGACAUGGGGAACCAGACGGCUCUUUCGAUCCCGUGAGAAUGAACCUUUGGGUGAGGGGAUAUUCAUGUAUAGGCGGAGCUGAUAGAGUUGUUACCCUCCACUGGCCCGGAAUUGUGGCGUUUCCAGACAACAAGAAGCCUGUGAUAGUAAUCAUCCGACAUUCCCGGAUGUUGAAAUAGAGGCAUGGAGAAGUCUUGAUGGGUGGGUUUCCAUAGCAGAUUUAACACGCCAAGCAAAAGCUUGAAAGUUAUGCGGGGAAAACAGGGCGCCGCGGAUUUCCGUCGUGAACGAGCCGAGCGCUUUGAUAGCUUCGGCGUUUCAGCGUCGUCAGACAGCACUGAUGGCAAUCAGUUGGAAACAGCACUCUGUGUGCCAUACCGCACUGUUGACAAUCCCGGGCUUGUUGACCUGGUUGGCAAUCAGCGAGGCAACCCUGAGUGCCUUAACGGCGACGGCCUAUCUCGUACUGCCAGAAGCCGACUAAGAUAUCUUGAUUCGAAAAUGACCACUCUACCAGAGCCAUUUGCUUCUAUUCCAAGGAAAGCUCUCCUCCUUGAGCCUUCUCCAAUCCAUCUACUUCCCAACAUGACCGCGGAUUUAGGCGGGGCUGUGAAGAUAUACGCCAAACGCGAUGAUCUCAACUCCGGUCUCGCCUACGGCGGCAAUAAGACCAGGAAACUUGAGUAUCUGGUCGCCGACGCGUUGGCGACAAAGUGCCACACGCUGAUUAGCAUUGGCGGGAUUCAAAGCAACCAUACGCGUCAAGUAGCCGCUGCCGCAGCCCAUGCGGGACUCAAAGCAAAACUCGUCCAGGAAAAGUGGGUAGAGUGGUCCGACCCGGGUUACGAGUCCGUAGGAAAUAUCCAACUCUCCCGACUGAUGGGGGCUGAUGUCCGCAUUGAGCGGAUGGCUGGAUUUGGAAUCGAGCAUAAAGACUCGCUGAAAAAUCUCCUGAAGGAAUGUGAGGACAAGGGCGAGAAACCAUAUUAUAUCCCCGCCGGCGCGUCAGAUCACCCGCUUGGUGGACUGGGCUUUGCACGCUGGGCGUUCGAGGUCCGGGAGCAGGAGAAGCAGAUGGGCAUCACGUUUGAUAAUAUCAUUGUUUGUGCGGUGACGGGUUCAACGAUGGCAGGAAUGGUCGCUGGGUUCAAGCUUAUUGAAAAACUAUACCCGGAUGAGCCCAAGAAGAAAGUUAUUGGCAUAGAUGCAUCCGCCACGCCUGCGGAGACUCGCGCACAGGUCCUUCGGAUCGCAAAGCAUACGGGAGAGAAGAUCGGGCUUGAGCCUGAAGAUAUCACCGCAUCAGAUAUUAUGAUUGACGAACGAUAUCAUGCCGGAACCUAUGGAGUUCCCGAUAAACAGACAUGGGACGCGAUCGAGUAUGGAGCUCGGAUGGAAGCGUUUAUCACCGAUCCCGUAUACGAAGGGAAAAGUCUGGCAGGACUGAUUGACAUGGUUCGAAAAGGGGAGAUCUCCGGAGGGAACGUCUUGUAUGCGCAUUUGGGAGGGCAGCUGGCUCUCAAUGCAUAUUCGCAAAUCGGGACUGUGGCAUAAUAACCCGAACCUCGAUCGGGUAAUUUGACUAUAUAAUGCAGCUCCUUCGACCAUCAUUUUCAGUGUUGCGCGGCUUUGCUACUUGGUUUUCCAGCUUUGAAAUCUUGUGUAGAUUUCGGCUUGCGCUCCAACAGCUUCUUGGGAUCUCCAUUCCUCUUAAGCUCAAGUGAGCAGCAAAUGGUCAAGCAACAAGAGAUCCCUUCGCGAUGAGACAUGAUGAUGUUUGUUUUGGGUACCAUCCGCUAGAUAGGAAGUGUUUCUUCUGGAGCUACUAUAAAACAACCACAAGCCUUCGUUUUGGAGACUGAAACUCGUGAUAUGUUCGUCACCUGGGCAAGUUCAGUGUUGAUACUUUA
This is a messenger RNA of Coccidioides posadasii C735 delta SOWgp, 2299 nucleotides long. The record is from RefSeq and is a predicted model, not a curated record. NCBI's taxonomy places the organism in Eukaryota, Fungi, Ascomycota, Eurotiomycetes, Onygenales, Onygenaceae.